Truncatella angustata is the source of this 602-nucleotide messenger RNA. RefSeq lists its product as uncharacterized. NCBI's taxonomy places the organism in Eukaryota, Fungi, Ascomycota, Sordariomycetes, Amphisphaeriales, Sporocadaceae. The transcript has a single exon. Bases 42 to 221 code for a protein of 59 amino acids. The record is from RefSeq and is a predicted model, not a curated record.
GUCAGCGUUACCACCCGCUUCCCCCGGACAUAAUCGCUGGGAUGAACUCCGCUGUGGCAGGUCAGCGUUACCACCCGCUUCCCCCGGACAUAAUCGCUGGGAUGAGGUCGGCGAAGACGGAUUCUGCAACCUGUACGCGGUGCCGGCUACGAACCUGCUCCAAACGGAGUAGAGCCGAUGCAGAGACGCAAUUCCUGGAUCUUGGUCUAUGGCCUACAUAGAAUAUCUACAUAGUGCAUACAAUUGAAAUGUCUAUACAUAAUCUGCCUUUCGCAAGCUCCACGUGUUUUUGUUCAACCUCAGUCUGUAGAACUCAACUGGGUGCCGCAUGUGGUUGGCCAGAUCGAUAGCCGUAACAUUUGUGCUCCUUCAGUAAUGCGAGCAAUUACAUGUCGUUGUGACUAUAUGCGCCCGCGUCCGCUUCGUUGGUUUCAUACUUUUCGUUCGUUCGACAGGAGAUGGCUUCUGGGGGUUGGGUGACAUCGUUUCGGACGGCCAUUGAGAGCCAGCUUUGGUUUCAACAAUGGCAAGCAGUAGUCAGCAUUGAGCCCAAUCAAUGGCGGAUCGGAUCUGGAAACCGGUAUUUCAGAUUCUGCUUUUGU